AUGCACAUAUCCCCCGUCUCUCUCUCCCUCUCUGUGCAUGGAUUUGGUGAUUGUCGAAAGCCACUGCAUGAAACAGCUGUUCUUUUGGAAGAGAUCGUUCAUUCUCAAAUGGUUUCCCUGUUGUAUCAAGCAUCUGAGGUUGCGACAAAGAGGAAUGGACGCUUCAUCAGUUUGGAAGAUUUUUUAUUCCUUCUCCGAAAAGACAAGGUAAAGUUACGGCGUCUGCUUCGCUACAUGGAAUUGAAAGAUCUAAAGACUUCUGUUCUUCGAGGUUUAGAUGAUGAAGAGACUGCAGAAACUGCAGCAGAAAAACAAGCACAGCCUCCGCAAAAGAAACGCCGAAAACUUUGUUAUGAUUUUAUAGCUGAAGCCAUUCAUUCUCUGUCUCUCUCUUCCAGUGAAGCCAUUCAUUCUCUGUCUCUCUCUUCCAGUGAAGCCAUUCAUUCUCUGUCUCUCUCUUCCAGUGAAGCCAUUCAUUCUCUGUCUCUCUCUUCCAGUGAAGCCAUUCAUUCUCUGUCUCUCUCUUCCAGUGAAGCCAUUCAUUCUCUUGAAGCCAUUCAUUCUCUGUCUCUCUCUCUUCCAGUGAAGCCAUUUAUUCUCUCUCUCUCUCUUCCAGUGAAGCCAUUUAUUCUCUGUCUCUCUCUUCCAGUGAAGCCAUUCAUUUUCUGUCUCUCUCUUCCAGUGAAGCCAUUCAUUCUCUGUCUCUCUUCCAGUGAAAGACCAUUCAUUCUCUGUCUCUCUCUUCCAAAAGGCCAUUCAUUCUCUGUCUCUCUCUUCCAUGAAGCCAUUCAUUCUCUGUCUCUCUCUUCCAGUGAAGCCAUUCAUUCUCUGUCUCUCUCUUCCAUGAAGCCAUUCAUUUCUCUGUCUCUCUCUUCCAGUGAAGCCAUUCAUUCUCUGUCUCUCUCUUCCAGUGAAGCCAUUCAUUCUCUGUCUCUCUCUUCCAAUGAACCAUUCAUUCUCUGUCUCUCUCUUCCAGUAAAGCCAUUCAUUCUCUGUCUCUCUCUUCAUGAAGCCAUUCAUUCUCUGUCUCUUUCUUCCAGUGAAGCCAUUCAUUCUCUGUCUCUCUCUUCCAGUGAAGCCAUUCAUUCUCUGUCUCUCUCUUCCAGUGAAGCCAUUCAUUCUCUGUCUCUCUCUUCCAGUGAAGCCAUUCAUUCUCUGUCUCUCUCUCUUCCAGUGAAAGCCAUUCAUUCUCUGUCUCUCUCUUCCAGUGAAGCCAUUCAUUCUCUGUCUCUCUCUUCCAGUGAACCAUUCAUUCUCUGUCUCUCUCUUCCAGUGAAGCCAUUCAUUCUCUGUCUCUCUCUUCUUAGUGAAGCCAUUUAUUCUCUCUCUCUCUCUUCCAGUGAAGCCAUUCAUUCUCUGUCUCUCUCUUCCAGUGAAGCCAUUCAUUCUCUGUCUCUCUCUUCCAGUGAAGCCAUUCAUUCUCUGUCUCUCUCUUUUGAAGCCAUUCAUUCUCUGUCUCUCUCUUCAGUAAAGCCAUUCAUUCUCUCUCUCUCUCUCUUCCAUGAAGCCAUUUAUUCUCUCUCUCUCUCUCUUCCAGUGAAGCCAUUUAUUCUCUCUCUCUCUCUCUUCCAUUCUCUCCAUUUAUUUCUCUCUCUCUCUCUUCCAGUCUCUCCAUUUUUUUCUCUCUCUCUCUCUUCCAGUGAAUUCCAUUUAUUCUCUCUCUCUCUCUCUUCCAGUGAAGCCAUUUAUUCUCUCUCUUCUCUCUCUUCCAUUUAUUUUCUUCUUAUUCUCUCUCUCUCUCUUCCAGUGAAGCCAUUUAUUCUCUCUCUUCCUCAUUUAUUCUCUCUCUUCCACCAUUUAUUCUCUCUCUCUCUUCCAGUGAAAGCCAUUUAUUCUCUCUCUUCCAGUGAAGCCAUUUAUUUUCUCUCUUCCAGUGAAGCCAUUUAUUCUCUCUCUUCCAGUGAAGCCAUUUAUUCUCUCUCUUCCAGUGAAGCCAUUUAUUCUCUCUCUUCCAGUGAAGCCAUUUAUUCUCUCUCUUCCAGUGAAGCCAUUUAUUCUCUCUCUUCCAGUGAAGCCUUUUAUUCUCUCUCUUCCAUAUUCUCCAUUUAUUUUCUCUCUCUUCCAGUGAAGCCAUUUAUUCUCUCUCUUCCAGUGAAGCCAUUUAUUCUCUCUCUUCCAGUGAAGCCAUUUAUUCUCUCUCUUCCAGUGAAGCCAUUUAUUCUCUCUCUUCCAGUGAAAUUUUUUUUCUCUCUCUUCCCUGAAGCCAUUUAUUCUCUCUCUUCCAGUGAAGCCAUUUAUUCUCUCUCUUCCAGUGAAGCCAUUUAUUCUCUCUCUUCAUUUGAAGCCAUUUAUUCUCUCUCUUCAGUGAAGCCAUUUAUUCUCUCUCUUCCAGUGAAGCCAUUUAUUCUCUCUCUUCCAGUGAAGCCAUUUAUUCUCUCUCUUCCAUUUCUCCAUUUAUUCUCUCUCUUCCACCAUUUCUUUCUCUCUCUUCCAGUGAAGUCCAUUUAUUCUCUCUCUUCUUCAGUGAAGCCAUUUAUUCUCUCUCUUCCAGUGAAGCCAUUUAUUCUCUCUCUUCCAGUGAAGCCAUUUAUUCUCUCUCUUCCAGUGAAGCCAUUUAUUCUCUCUCUUCCAGUGAAGCCAUUUAUUCUCUCUCUUCCAGUGAACUCCAUUUAUUCUCUCUCUUCCAUUGAUUUCCAUUUAUUCUCUCUCUUCCAUGAAGCCAUUUAUUCUCUCUCUUCCAGUGAAGCCAUUUUUCUCUCUCUUCCUCUCCCUUUUCUCUCCAUUUAUUCUCUCUCUUCCAAAAAAGCCAUUUCUCUCUCUCUUCUUCAUCUCCAUUUAUUCUCUCUCUUCUCCCCUUUCUCUCAUUUAUUCUCUCUCUUCCAGUUUCCAUUUUCUUCUCUCUCUUCCAGUGAACCAUUUAUUCUCUCUCUUCCAGUGAAGCCAUUUAUUUCUCUCUCUUCCAGUGAAGCCAUUUAUUCUCUCUCUUCCAGUGAAGCCAUUUAUUCUCUCUCUUCCAGUCUUCCAUUUAUUCUCUCUCUUCCAGUGAAGCCAUUUAUUCUCUCUCUUCCAGUGAAGCCAUUUAUUCUCUCUCUUCCAGUCUUCCAUUUAUUCUCUCUCUUCUUUGAAGCCAUUUUCUCUCUCUCUCUUCCAGUGAAGCCAUUUAUUCUCUCUCUUCCAGUGAAAGCCAUUUAUUCUCUCUCUUCCAGUGAACCAUUUUUUCUCUCUCUCUUCCAUGAAGCCAUUUUUCUCUCUCUUCCAGUGAAGCCAUUUAUUCUCUCUCUUCCAGUGAAGCCAUUUAUUCUCUCUCUUCCAGUGAAGCCAUUUAUUCUCUCUCUUCCAGUGAAGCCAUUUAUUCUCUCUCUUCCAGUGAAGCCAUUUAUUCUCUCUCUUCCAGAAAUAAGUGAAGCCAUUUAUUCUCUCUCUCUCCCUUCCAGUGAAGCUUUUUAUUCUCUCUCUUCCAGUCCCAUUUAUUCUCUCUCUCUUCCAGUGAAGCCAUUUAUUCUCUCUCUCUCCAGUGAAGCCAUUUUAUUCUCUCUCUUCCCAAAAAGCCAUUUAUUUCUCUCUCUCCCAGUGAAGCCAUUUAUUCUCUCUCUCUCCCACCAUUUAUUCUCUCUCUCUCCCAGUGAAGCCAUUUAUUCUCUCUCUCUCCCAGUGAAGCCAUUUAUUCUCUCUCUUCCAGUGAAGCCAUUCAUUCUCUCUCUUUUCUUCUUUAAAAGCCAUUUAUUCUCUCUCUCUUCCAGUAAAAGCCAUUCAUCUCUCUCUCUCUCUCUCCCCCAUUCAUUCUUUCUCUCUCUCUCUCUUCCAGUGAAGCCAUUUAUUCUCUCUCUCUCUCUCUUAAUUUAUGAAGCCAUUCAUUUCUCUCUCUCUCUUCCAGUGAAGCCAUUCAUUCUUCUCUCUCUCUCUUCCAUGAAGCCAUUUCAUUCUCUCUCUCUUCCAGUGAAGCCAUUUAUCUCUCUCUCUCUCUCCCAGUUUUUCCAUUUAUUCUCUCUCUCUCCCAGUGAUAGCCAUUUCUUCUCUCUCUCUCUCCCAGUGAAGCCAUUUAUUCUCUCUCUCUCCUUCCCAGUAAAAGCCAUUUAUUCUCUCUCUCUCUCCUUCCCAGUCAAAAUCCAUUUAUUCUCUCUCUCUUUCCCAGUGAAGCCAUUUAUAUUCUCUCUCUCUCUCUCCCCUCCCAUAUAUAAAAUUCAAUUUCUCUCUCUCUCUCUCUCUCUUAAUAUAGCAAUAUCAAUUCAUCUCUCUCUCUCUCUCUCUCUCUCUCUCAGCCAAUAUAGCAAUUCAUUCUCUCUCUCUCUCUCUCUCUCUCUCAGCCAAUAUAGCAAUUCAUUCUCUCUCUCUCUCUCUCUCUCUCUCUCAGCCAAUAUAGCAAUUCAUUCUCUCUCUCUCUCUCUCUCUCUCAGCCAAUUCUGUCACAAGGCUACAAAUCGUAGGUUCUCUCCCUGCUUUUUCUUCCCACUCCUCCUUAUGCCCUCCUCUUGUUAUUCAGCUAAAUGCAUCACACGUAUUUGCAAACAUAACAUCUUUACUUUUAUGAGAACACUUGAAAACUUCAUUGACAUUGAAAUCAUUACCCUCCACCCCGCCGUCACCAGCUUUACACUAAAUUGCCUCUGUACCGUCUGCACCAAUUGGCCCUGCGUACAUGUUCCCAAUUUGUGCCUAAUGUAUUUUCCAAGUGUCUCUCCUAAAUUCUACCUACUAUCUCCUCCUCUUCUUCCACCUUCAAAUUUUUUUUUUUCUUUUUUUUUUUUUUUCUUCUCUUUCUUUUUUUUUUUUUUCUUCUCUUUCUUUGUUUUUUUUUCUUCUCUUUCUUUGUUUUUUUUUCUUCUCUUUCUUUGUUUUUUUUUCUUCUCUUUUCUUUCCUUUCUCAGAGAAUUGCUGAUGUUGUUUGAGGAUGACAGUGUGGAUGAAGUCAAGCAUGAAAGACUUAUGCGAGCAGAGCUGCUGUCGCGCAACAUGGACCCACAGCAAUAUCGAGAAUUUUGUGAAUCUCGCCAGGUUAACUUUUCACGACGAUACAAAUCACAGCGAUUCAAAGAUUGGCUCAUGACUGGUGUAUCAGUCGACCCUAAACCUAACCCCCUGGCUUUAGAGAUGUUCAGCUAUCUAGCUUAUGAGACUGUUGCACAGCUGAUUGAUCUGGCUCUGAUUGUCAAGCGAGAUGCUGUGGGUCUUUCUGGUGAUCCCCUGACCAAACAUAUGCCCAGCUUCUGUUCAAGUUAUUAUGAAGCAUUCCAAGAUUCAGCAAUUACCAAUACUGUAUCAGGUUCCAAUACAGCAACACAGAUGACUGGUAAAGGUCCAGGUUUGGUGUCUCCAAAUCAGAGUCCACCUUCAACUCCCUCCACACCAGUGUCAGCGGUGCCCACUUUGCCAGGGGGCCCUCUGUCCACCUCCCAGGGUGGCACUGGCAGCAACAGCUCGGCCUCUGGUACUGCGGUCAACACUGUGGCCAAUUCUGCUGGUACCAACGCCGCUGGUCUGCCAGGAUCCAAGUCUAAGUCGAAGAAGAGAAAGAAGGUUAGUGACAGUGACUGCCACACUAAAAACCAAUGA
This is a messenger RNA of Acanthosepion pharaonis, 5490 nucleotides long. NCBI's taxonomy places the organism in Eukaryota, Metazoa, Mollusca, Cephalopoda, Sepiida, Sepiidae. The record is from the annotation of a GenBank genome assembly.